Molecule: messenger RNA, 6327 nt
Organism: Cladocopium goreaui
Lineage: Eukaryota; Dinophyceae; Suessiales; Symbiodiniaceae
Source: the annotation of a GenBank genome assembly
GUUUCAACGUCCUGGUGGACAUGAUGGUCAACAAGACCGUGAAGAAGUUUGCAGAGACGCAGCGGUGGCCAAGGAUGCAGGAUGGCUUUUUGCCUCAAGCUGACAUUGUCUCUGACGUGAGAGAAUUUAUUCCUCAUGGUUCUCAGCUGGCAGCUGAAGGGUUCUUCUGCUUCCUCGAGAACGUCAGUCACCUCCUGAGCCCGAGCAACCGGGAAUUGCUCCUCUUCAUUUGCCAGGAGUUUGCACAGCGGGGUUUCUUCCUUCAAUGGUGCACGCUGACUGGUAAGAAUGUUGGUGCCCAGGUGUUGGAGCUGAUGACAGCAGAUGAGAUGAGAAAGUCUUCUCACCGACCCUGGAAUGUGACUUGCAAGCCUGACAUUACAGACUGGCUACAGCCCUGUCAAUCGCAAGUGGACAAGGUUGCUGCGAUGUUGAAGGCGACCCCGGCUUGUCAUCGACGAAAACAGGUUGUGUUGCAUCGCCCAGUCUGUCAGCAGGCCUUCAGGAAGUUGAUUGGAAUUGGAUCCAAGCGAUAUGUGCGACUGCGCAGUGCUGCUUCCAAGGGUGUUACCCCACCUAUCGAUGGGCGAAGUGCACCCCAGAGAAAACUGUUCAGGAAUCCGAAAGUUGCAGGGAGGAGAGCCAUGAUCACUGAGUUCCUGGAGGAGCUUUAUCAGACUCUGAGUGAACCAAUGCCUGAUGCCAACCAGUCCACAGCUGCAGUCAAACGCAAGGCAGACGGCCACACAGAGGCUGGUGACUUGUUAACUGAAGGGAAGUUGCGUUUUCGACGGCAUAGAGGUCGAAGACCACGACUGGCAGCCCAGAUGAACCGAGGAUGUGAUAAGUCUAAGAUGAAGCUCCUGCCACCAGGUUCGUAUUCUGACUACUUGGGCCUCCUUCAGUUGAGGCAUCCUGGCACCAAGAUCAGCUUGAAGCUUUUUUCGAAAGUAUGGGCUGAAAGUUUCGGUGCCAAGUUGGCGUUGAGGGAGGAGUCACACCAUGCCCAGUGUGGUGUGUGCACGAGACACAAGCUGCUUCUGAGGAAAUUGUCUGGUGACAGACAACUUCGCAAUCAGCAGAUGAAAGCCUACAGUGAACAUCUUCAACGUCAGUAUGAUGACCGUGUCCAAUACUGGGCGGCAAGGACACGGUCAAGGAUUCCUGUUCUACCUGAUGGUGAGCAUUCAAUAUGCCUGAUCACUGACGGGCAGGACCACAACAAGUACCGGUAUCCACGGGAUACCAUCUUCCAGUCGAAGGAACUCAGUGGAUGCAUUCGUCCUUGCAUGGACGCCACAGCAGUGAUAGCACAUGGAUAUGGAAUCCUCAUGGCCCUCAGUGAGCCUUUCGUCCGCAAGGACAGUUCAUGGAGUUGCGAGCUGAUUGCCUACGUUGUCAAUCAAAUAUCCGAAACAUCUGACAUCAGAAAAAUGGAACUUAUUUGCCAAGCUGACAAUACCUCUCGGGAGGUGAAAAAUAAUACUUUGACCAGAAUGGCAGGAUAUUUGAUAGGCAGCCGCCGACUGAAACGGAUGGAACUGCGUUUUCUUCAAAGUGGGCACUCCCACGAAGACGUGGAUGCCUGGUUUAGUGUGCUUUCAAAUCUGCUGGAAAGCAAAAAGCACCUGGAAACUCCCGAAGACUUCCAGCAGGUGCUGCAAGAAUUUCUUGUGGAUCCCAAGCAACGUCCACAUGAACAAAAGUUCCGAGAGGUGAAAAUUGUGAACUCUAUUCGCAACUGGAUUUUCGAUUGCAAGAAAACCAUGAAGACGUUCCUUCACCUCAGUUGCUAUGGUGCUCACCUACGUGGUAUUGGAGGAGCUGGUGCUCCACAUGUGUUCGCAUUUGAUCGCUUCGAAGAUCUAGGCAUGGAUCGAGCCAGCAUCAAGGGAAACUUCUGGAAGAAACUGGGUUUCAAUGAGCACGGGUCUGAUGUGAUCCUGAGGACAAAACAAUGGAUGAGCGAUGCCGAAUUUCAGUCGCCAAUGCUGUUCCUGCCACAUGAAGUAUGUCAAGAAAUUCAGCAGAAAGGUGAGGAACCCUUCACCUUGAACAGAGCAUCUGCUCAUUUGACGAGACUGGCCAACAGAAGUGUUGAGCGGACAGAUCUGCUGCCUGUGUCCCGGUGCUUGCCAUGCCCUGGGCCAGUGGUUGGUCUUGGGGUGGCUGGUCAAGGAAUCCCGCGGGCAAUUCAAUACGAUCCUGUUGGACAUGGAACAUCCCUCAAGUAUGAGCGGGUUCAGAGGGCCGAGUUGGAGAAGUACAGGGUUCAGAACAAGGACAACUACAUCCUGGAAGCCAGUGCUAAGCUGUGGGCAUCUGGUCUUCCAUGGGAGGAAGCCUUUAAGAUCGUGUCUGAAGCAUUUGAGGGUUUGGCUGCCGCCCUGCAAUUCGUCAUGUCGGGGGGGCAGAUGAAACGAAAGCUUUCCUUGCCAGGGGCAUCAUGCAAGGCGGAGUCUGGUGGAUCUGCGAAACAGAUGAAGGCUAGCAAAUCCAAGGGCCAGCGGACUUUGGAUGAGUUUGAGAAGCAUGCUGCCAAACUGUGUGAGCAUGUGGUGUUGUUUGACACAUGGAUGUUUAUGACUGACCCGACGAUCCCGGGAGUUGAGCGGCUCGUGGUGUGCAGCAUGCAGCCUGAGCAUGGGAUGAAACCGAAGUUCGAAUUCGAGGCUGGCGAGGUGUCUGAGGACGCGGUCAGCCAACACUGGAUUCCACCUCACCAGUGCUUCCUUGUCAAGGGAUGGACCCGGACAGUUGCAGCUAUGACAGUCAUGUUGGCGGCCUACGACUGCCCAGCUUUCUUUCAGGUGUGGAAUUCAGCAGCUCAGGUGGCAGAUGCCUAUCAGAUAGGACGUGUGGAGAGCAAUGCUGCCAUCAACCUGCACACCAAAGUUAACCCCGAAAUUAUUGAUCGUCUCGCCUUUCUUGUGAAGAAUUCGUACAGCGCUGCUCUGGAGCAUUCUUGGCAUGCAUGGACAAGUUUGUUCAUGUUGAAACAUGCCGACGCAGAGCUCAUCGGCAUGUUGGAGUCCAGUGUCCCUCCAGUUGACUUGGACACAGUUGCCAUCUUCCGAGCCGCAGUCAUGAAGUUUCAGUCAAAGGUGAAAGAGGAACACAUGGAAGCUGACGCUGAGCUGCACGAACAAGUUGUCACAGCCACCUUGAAACAAGUGGAGUCCAAGUUGGACAAGGACCUCGAUGCGAUGACCCAGUGGCUUGGGAACUUGGACAUGAAGUACCUGGCCCAGAGAUUCGAGAAGGGAAAGGAAGCUGUCCAAACCUUCCUCCGACAGAAUCACAGGUAUGUCAAGUUGGAUGUGAUGUCAGAUGCUCAUGGUGAUCUGAUUCAAUAUCAAGCAGAUUCAGGUGCCUUGCUUGUGGAUGAGACAUGCGACAUGGCGAAAGCCUUCUCAAGUAGCAACUCCAAUGCCAUACUCUUCAGCUUGCAAGUGCAAACACAUCCUGGAAUCGACAAAGCCAUUGUUUGCUUGGCCGGAAUCAGCCAAAUACAUAAGCAGUUUGGCUUCAAGAAUGCUUCGUGCCUGUUGGGAAGCUUGGGCCCAGUGACCCGAGCACGAGUGAACCAGCUGUGGACUGAUGACCCAGAGAAGCCUCCGCCUCCCAACGUCCGCGUACAACAACGAGGAGUGCAAGGAACCAAGGAAAUUUUGCAGAAGAUCCUGGAUGGUGUUGAUUUCCCGGCAGACAGCCAGGUCUUUGUAGUGGACCUGUGGAAUGAGUGGGGCCGUAGUCUUUGGGAGCUACAGAUGGAACGGUUGAAGUCCGGCAGUGGACUAGAUUGGAAGUUUGCAGCCUAUGUUGUUCGGGGAGAUGACGAAGUCAUUUCUGGCAUUGAUGCCUCCAUCAGCUGGAUCGAAGGAAAAGUCUUCAACGAAUGGUGGGAUGACAGUGAGGAAGCAGGGCCCAAAACUCGAACCAAGACUGACUUCAAUGAUCCCAAGCCGUCUUUGGAGAUCUUGUCAGUGAGCGGUGGGCCGGGCAAUUCAGACCGCACCCGCUGCGAGCCUGUUUAUGGUCAAGGGGAACAGCCUCAAGCAAAGUGCAAGGCCACUGGACGCCCGGAGUUGUUUGUCGUGGCCAGUGACAAGGACGAGCUGUGGCUGCACAAUCCAACAGCCAGUGACAUUCAAUGCUCUGCGUUUGAAGUCUUCGGCUUCAAUGUUGCUACCUAUUUGGAGAAGCCAGCAGGUGUGGCCCGUGGGGAGUCGAAAGAUGCAAUCCCCUUCAUCCUUGAGCGGGACUCUGAUUUGAUUUGCCUGACGAGUUCUGAGGGUAAGCGCUUGGCAUGCCUUUCGGACUUGGCCUGCUCAAUUGCUCAGAAGCACGGCAUCACGGAGCUCACUGUGACUGACCAUGCGCUGACGCCCCUUGUCCAGGAGUCUACUGGGACGCCACGGCCGUUCCGUUACAGUGUCAAUCCCUCCUCGAAGGUGACAUGUUUCGAACCAAAGGCACUUCCAGAGAACUUGGAGAAGCUGGACUUACGGGCAAGUAUGUUUGGCGCGGUGUUUCUGAAGAAAUUCAACGUGCUCCCAAAAUCUGGGAUGAGCUCGAUCGUGUGGGAGGCAAAGGCCAAAGGGAAGUCUAAGUCUACUAAGUCUUCUGAUAAGAAGGCUGCCAAACCGAAGGCGGCCGCUGUUGGAAAAAAACGGCCUGCCGCUGCUGCUGAAGCCCCAGCCGCUGAAGAGCCAGAAGCGACUGACAGUGGUGACGAUGACAAACCUAUCAUGAAACGACCUGCUAUGAUGAAGAAACGGCCUGCUGCUGCUUCAGCUACUACCUUGAAGAAGACCAGGAAGUACUGGUACUACAAGCUUCAGAAGAUUGGCAUUUCAUGUGAUGGUCAUGAACAAAUGACAGUCACAGACUCAGUGACUGCAAUGGCUGAUGCACCUGAUGAUCCUGCAGAUGGCGAUCAGAGUGAGGCUGUUGAGCUUGAGGUUGAGGCCGCAGAUGAUUUGCUUGGGGAAGACGAGCACGAAGAGGAGUUCGACGAGGCUGCGCAUGAUACCGCAGUCGAUGUCGACUGUGCAAUCAUGGCGUUCUUGGCAUCAUGGAUGAUGUGGCUUGAUCACUUGCCGAGAGACGUCCGGGAAAAAGACUUCUUGCUGCUGUACCCCUUCGUCCUCCAACUGACCUUCAAAUUGACAGCGCUUACGGGGAGAAUCGCCUUGAAUCAGCGCAUCGACGUCAUGUGGUGCGAUCUCUGCCCUACAGUUGCUGAAUGCCAUGCCACGUUCAUGUCAUGGCUUCAAGCUGAACUGGAAGCAAAUUCGGACAAAAUGGUGCUGUGGGUGUCAAGCUCACCAUUGGGUGAUGGCAUGCUGUUCGAGCAGCUGUUGAAUGCCACGCUGGUUUUUGGUCAGCGGUGUCGGGAUGAGAUGAAUGAGUCAGAGCCACUGAGAGUGAUCAACUGCAUGAUGCAUUUUGCUAGAAUUCUUCUGCGCAAAUUGGGUGCAGAGCCAAUUCCGACAGAAACUGUCACUGAGCCUGAAGUUGAAGAUCAACACGUCCCGAUUCUACGGGCUUCGCUCCUAAAGGAGAACGCACGCCACGUGGUGAAACUCCAAGACAGUUCCAGAGGCACGACUCGAAAGAUCCGAGAGAUGAACAGCAGAGGCCACAAGAAACUCAAAACUCUCGACGAAUCUCAGGUAUUCGUGGAGGAAGACAAGAUGUCCACUAUGGAGGACUCUCUCCGACCCGAGUCAGAUUGUAUCAUUGUAGGCCAAGAAGCAUAUUUUGGAUCACAGAGGUCUGGACAAUCAGAUUACCGGAAAGCAGCCUUUGACGACCUAAUUGACAAAUGCACCGAGGGAAUUGAGGAUGAAUGUUACGACCUCCUGGAGUUGUACAGAUCCGUCUUGCUCAGCAAAAAUGUCAUCAAGACCGGCGAGUUCCGAAAUCCGGACAACGUUGAUUUCAUCCAAGGUGAUGGCAGCCUUUUUGCACAGCGCAAGCAACAGUCCGCUAAAGCGGACGGCAUUGCCGGUUCAGCGUAUGAUGACAAAAUUUUGUUGGCCGACGUGGAGCAACCCAAGCAGCCGAAACCGGCGGAGAGGCAAAUGGCAGGGAUAACUUCCGAGAAACAGAGAGACCCAACAAAGAAAGAUCUGCGAGCCGACAACACGGCCGUGAUCGCCCGUGAGAAAGAUCAACUCACCGCGGAUCAACUCCAGCUAGGAGAGAAGAACACCAUGGACGCCAACGUUCUGCAACUCUUCAAUUCCGAAGAACACGCAGCAGAACUGGUGACAAUCCUCAGCAGAACCGAUCUCACGGUCAAGGAAAAGGAGCACACUG